This is a messenger RNA of Phalaenopsis equestris, 1696 nucleotides long. Its product is annotated as protein TRIGALACTOSYLDIACYLGLYCEROL 1, chloroplastic. The record is from RefSeq and is a predicted model, not a curated record. Bases 1 to 1428 code for a protein of 475 amino acids. NCBI's taxonomy places the organism in Eukaryota, Viridiplantae, Streptophyta, Magnoliopsida, Asparagales, Orchidaceae. Gene Ontology annotation, cellular component: ATP-binding cassette (ABC) transporter complex. Gene Ontology annotation, biological process: phospholipid transport. The transcript has 3 exons.
AUGAAAGCUGAAUUUGUGGCUUACUUCGAAGCUACAAUUCAGGGUUUAUGGCUGCGGAAUUUUAUUUCAGGACUUGGAAUUGUCGACAGUAUUGCCAAGCCGUUGAAAAUUUAUUGUGAUAACUCCGCGGCAGUCUUCUUUUCCAAAAACGACAAGUAUUCCAAAGGUGCUAAACACAUGGAAUUAAAAUAUCUUGCCGUUAAGGAAGAAGUUCAGAAACAUAGGGUGUCAAUUGAGCAUAUUAUCACCAAUCUCAUGAUUGCAGAUCCUUUGACAAAAGGAUUGUCACCGAAGACAUUUAACGAACAUGUCCUUCCUGUAGGCGGCGACGGCCACAAAGCAGAGCAUCUCCUCGGCAAUGUCAGAGAGAUAGUGGCUGGAUUUCACGAGCUUCCCUUCAUCCAUGGAAGCCUCCACACUCUUCCCAUCCCUCCACUCUCUUCCUUCUCGCUUUCUUCACAGUUCCGCAUCUCUCAAUCCAAGAAGUAUCCACUGCGCAACGCUACGCAGAUCCCUAUCCUCCAUGGCAGCCGCCAUUUCCGUUCCCAAAUUCCUCUCCUCUUCGUUCCCCACUCGCUUCCUGAGCAGAUAAUCAACAACGCGCCGGAUCCUUCGCCAUCUCCAUCACCGCCGCCCCUCCUAGCGAACUGGACCCCUCCUCGUCCCCUAUGGCGCGGCAUCUCGGUACUUAUCCUUGCCGGCCAAGUUAUCCAACGCACCCUCACCUUACGUGUCCACCGCCGCAAUACUCUCCAACAACUUGAUCGUGUCGGGCCGCGCUCCCUUGGCGUCUGCCUCCUCACCUCCGCUUUCGUCGGCAUGGCUUUCACCAUCCAGUUUGUACGUGAAUUCACUCGUCUCGGCCUCCAGCGGUCGGUCGGCGGCGUCCUCGCCCUGGCCUUCGCACGCGAGCUCAGUCCUGUCGUCACCUCUGUCAUUGUUGCCGGCCGCGUUGGCAGCGCGUUUGCCGCCGAGCUCGGCACUAUGCAGGUAUCCGAACAGACAGAUACACUCCGUAUCCUCGGCGCCCAUCCCGUUGAUUACCUUGUCACACCCCGCGUCAUCGCUUGUGCUGUCGCGCUCCCGUUCCUCACACUCUUCUGCUUCACCGUUGGCCUCGCAUCUAGUGCGCUUUUGGCUGACACGGUGUUUGGCGUUAGCAUUAACAUUAUUCUCGAAUCUGCACGCCGUGCACUACGGCCGUGGGAUAUAAUCAGUGCAAUGAUUAAGUCGCAGGUGUUUGGUGGGAUAAUUGCCGUGGUUAGUUGCGCCUGGGGAGUUACUACACUUGGUGGAGCUAAGGGCGUUGGGGAGUCGACUACUUCGGCUGUGGUUAUUUCUCUUGUUUCCAUAUUUAUAGCUGAUUUCGCCCUUUCUUAUUUUUUCUUCCAGGGGGCGGGGGAUUCUCUUAAAUAUGCCAUGGGCUAGGCUGGUGGUGGCUCCGCUGUUUGCAAAGCCAAGUUUUACCUCUUUCUCAAAGAAAGAUGCUUCCUGUAGUAAGAAAAAGCGAUCGUAUCAAUCUUGUUAAGUUAGGCAUGUACAUUUUGUUUCGGUUUGCUUUGUCCGUCUCUGGCAGCAUGGUUUUGUUUUCCUCUGAAUUGCAGAAGCUGUAAUUUUUUAGUAACAUAAGGAUGUGUGCAUAGAAAAGAUCGAACCCAUUAUUGAAAUUAUGUGGAAUUAUUUCCCCGUUGAAGUA